AUGUCCACCAAGACGAUGCCUCGCGGCUCUAGCAAACCCUCAGCAAUGGCCACGAAGACCAUUGAUCAACUCAAGCCGAAUGAGCUCCAGGCUUCACGAUCCGACGGAGACCGCCUAUGCAUAUUCCUCGCGUACAAGAACGUCACGAAGAUCCGCACCGUCCCUCCCACAGAUGCAGGCACUGAGGAACCCGUCGACUCUCGCGCUGUGACCGCGCUUCGAGUCAUCUCCCCAAGCUAUCCACUCGCUGUAGCAAAAGCGUUUUCUAGUGUCGUUGCAGAGAAGAUCGCUGCCAAGGUGGAGGCCGGCCAACUCAAGGGAUCCAGUCUGAAAAUUCAGGUCAAGGUCAGCUCUGUCUCGAUCGAAGGCUCUGCGAAGCACCUUGACGUGUACAAGGCCCUAUUCGAUUGGUUCCUAGGCUACUGCGAUGGCGACCUGUCCGCCCCCGUACUGCAAAGCGGUUCUUUGGUCUCGGCAGUCGAACUCAUCAGAGUAGCGAAGGCGGUCCGAGCCGAUGCCAUCAUUCCGAUUCUGGUCAAUCACCUCGACAAUGCGCUGAAAGAGCGCUCUGGGGCUCCCGAUGCGUCACUGCUUCAAACAAGCUUUCCCAUCUGGCUACCAAAGGGCUUCAUUCUUAUCGACAGUCAGGCCAUCACGUCUCUCUGGAAAAAGGAUGAGUCGUUCGCUAAGAAGUUCAAGGCCCGAGUCCAGGUCAAGCAGGCCGAGAUCGCUGAGCAAGCUGAGGCCCUACCACGAGAACAAGAGGCCGAGGCUUUGGCAGUGAAGGAGGCCGAGGAACGCGAGGCCAUGGCUGCCAAGGAGGCCCAAGAACGUAAGCUCCGAGAGCAGGGCGCCCGACGACAGACCUACUCAGCUGCCGUCAUCAAAGGAGCUGAAAGUCACAAGCUUCAGGAACACGGAGCGCGUCGACACACCUAUUCCGCCGCCGCCGAAGUAUCUGCAGAGCAGCAGCGCCGAGAGGAGGAAGCACGUCUGCAGGACGAAGCACGUAUAAGGGAUUCGCGUUUUGGCGGUGGGAAGAAGCGCGGCGGGCGAAAAGAAGGUGGUGGCAAGGGUAGUCGCGAGCAGGUCCAGCCUUGA
Molecule: messenger RNA, 1101 nt
Organism: Cyphellophora attinorum
Lineage: Eukaryota; Fungi; Ascomycota; Eurotiomycetes; Chaetothyriales; Cyphellophoraceae
Exons: 2
Coding region: 1-1101 (366 amino acids)
Source: RefSeq, a predicted model, not a curated record